GAAAACACACACACACACACACACACACACUCAGAACUGUACAUCUGGAUGUGGAUUGGGUGUAAAUGGGGGAUCCGUGCGGGAUCCGUUUCCUAAAACCGUUCUCUGUAACCGGUGUGAACACAGUACAGAGGCUCGCGCUGUAAACACGCUGCUCUUUGAUCUUUUCUUUGAUCUCCUCCGUGUUUAUUUAUUUAUUUACUUAUUUAUUUAUCUCCGGAUUCUGCUGGAGGGACAUGGAGCAGGCGGCCAGCCGAUACCAAGUGUUGCACAAUGAGGACGACCCCUCAGAAUCAUCCCCCACCAGCGAGCCGUCCACCUCCGCCCAGGCCGACGCCACCACCGCUGCUGCUGCGGGCGCCACCAGCAGUCCGGUCUCCGUGCCAACAGAUGCAGAGGCUCCACCCCCUCCUUACGCCAGUGUGGCAUUAGGAGCCACAGCCGCCCCAGAGCGCGCCUUUCCUGGGGACUUCCCCGUCCCGCCCCCCUACAGCGUGGCCACGUCGCUACCCACCUACGAUGAGGCAGAGAAAGCCAAAGCUGCAGAGCUAGCAGCCUCCGCUGUGGACGUCAUACCACGGGAGGAGGAUUUUCCUCCGCGGGACGACUUCAGCGAUGCUGAUCAGCUGAGAGUGGGAAACGAUGGUAUCUUCAUGCUGGCCUUCUUCAUGGCCUUCCUGUUUAACUGGAUCGGGUUCUGUCUGUCGUUCUGUUUGACCAAUACCAUCGCUGGGCGAUACGGCGCUAUCUGCGGCUUCGGACUCUCCCUCAUCAAGUGGAUCCUCAUCGUGAGGUUCUCAGAGUACUUUACUGGAUACUUUAAUGGGCAGUACUGGCUCUGGUGGAUAUUCCUUGUUCUUGGUCUGCUCCUGUUCUUCAGAGGUUUUGUGAAUUACCUGAAGGUGCGGAACAUGUCCGAGAGCAUGGCGGCUUCUCAGAGAACACGCUUCUUCUUCCUCUAUUAGAGGAUCGCGUUUCCCAAACAUUCCUCUGUCAUGUGAAAUUCCCUGAUGAUUUGCAUCCCGUCAGAUGAGCUGGACUGGAUCGCACCCCGGGUAAAAAGAGAGGAGGAGACCUGUGGAGGAAAAAAAGGACAAAAAGAAAGAAACAGAGAAAAUCUGAUCUGCCAAAAAAAGAAUAAUGCUCCUCUUGUGAUCAAAAGAAAUGAAAAGAAGUGUCUCUCCACGUCCGUUCAUCUGUGUAGCUUACUUACUGAUUUCCGCAACAUUUCGUCCGCCUUUGCGCAGCAUUCUCGUAUUUAACGUUUAAAAUAGUUCGGGAAAAAUAAAGAUUCGGGAAAAAAUCAGAUGGACCUGUUUUAAUGUCCUGAUCAAAAGAUCCCAGUUAGUCUUAAAUACUUUGUCUUAAAAUAAAAAAACAAGGAAAUAAGAGCAAAAAAAAAAAAUCAUGUAUGCAGCCAAAACGUCGUAUGCAGUUGUGUUGUUUUUUUGUUUUGUCUCCGAAAUUAAUGCUGUUAAAAGCUCGGAAUUCAGGAUCUUAGUGAUUUGUAUUGCAUCGCAGUAUUACGAUACGUCGUUUCUACGAUACGUCGUUUUUAUGCUUUUGACUUUUUAUGAUUUGACAUGAAAAUGACUGAUCAAAAAUUUUACAAGCGCUAGAUAGAUCUCUCUUUUUUGCACAUUAGAAUAGAAAUUUAUCGUAGUUCCUUCUUUACGUUGUUUUUAGAUUUUUCGUCUCAUGAUUAGGUGGCUACUUGGGAUGCACCGAUUACACAUGUACAUACAGUAUCUGCCAAUAUCCAAUAUUACACAUUUAUAACUAGAGAAUUUAAAAUAAAUAUAUGUAACAUUUAUAUGCCUUACAUUUUAUGCUUAACCAGCUGAAAAUGCAAACAAAAAAAUUAAACAUUUAACAUUCACAUUUAUUUAGCUAACUGGUUCUUUUAGCUUUAAAUCCUCUUUUUAUUUAAUGGGUUACAUAAAAGAAUAGAGAUCUAUUUAAACUAAAAAAAAAAAAAAAAAAAAAUUAGCUAAAAGUAAAGGAUUUUAAUGCAGCACGUCCAGCAUUGAUUGGUCCUUUUCCAGCAUAAAAUAAAUUGGUUUGAAAUGAAAAAAAAAACCCAUGAAUAAAAAAAAAAUAAAAUAAAAAAAAAGAGAUAAAACUAAAGUAUUUUAAUGUAGCACCUUUAACAUUUGAUUGGUCAUUUCUUUCGGCAUAAAAUAAAUGCAAAUAUUGGUUUGAAAUAUUGGCCACUACCGAUUUAAUUCCAAUUUAUAGUGUCAUAAUGCAUCCCUAGUGGUUACUAUUAUGCUGUUAGACUAGAAGUAAUUUGCAAGUAUUUUUUUUCCGAUUUCGUUUUUUCCCUUUUGCACCUUCUUUCGUUUCUAUUUUUUUGUCGAUUGUUUGUUCGUUUAAUUUUUUUCUAGAUAUACUCUUCAUCGUCGAUGAAAUGGUGUGAAUUUGGCUCAAGCUGUGAACUGGGAUUUAGGUUAGUUUAGCUCUUAUCUGCCUGAACUGCCACCCGCUUUUUCAUCGGAUCACUCGACUGCGAUCGUCAGCAAUAUCAGUGUUUAAAUAACGUAAUUAAUUAUUAAAAGUGCAUGGUUAACUUUUGGCUGCGAAGAACUUUUAACGAAUAAUUACAGAAAUGAAUCCUGAGAAGAUAAAAAAAAGGCAAUGAUUAAUCAAUAAGCGUGAGUUAAAUGAAAUUUAAAAAAAAGAUAAACCUAUUUUUUGUGAGAGAUGGUGAUUUUUUGGGUAUUCUCUGGUUUUCCUCAGAGAGGAAUGUCGUGCGAUGUGUUUAAUUAUCUUGUCUUGCGAAAUGCCAAUAAAUAAAUACAAUUCCAAAUGAA
Molecule: messenger RNA, 2813 nt
Organism: Astyanax mexicanus (Mexican tetra)
Lineage: Eukaryota; Metazoa; Chordata; Actinopteri; Characiformes; Acestrorhamphidae
Product: NEDD4 family-interacting protein 2-like
Exons: 8
Coding region: 237-965 (242 amino acids)
Biological process (GO): vacuolar transport; metal ion transport; ubiquitin-dependent protein catabolic process
Cellular component (GO): perinuclear region of cytoplasm; endoplasmic reticulum; Golgi apparatus
Molecular function (GO): WW domain binding
Source: RefSeq, a predicted model, not a curated record